AUGCCGCCGAACAGAGGCACUAAGCGCACAGCCAAUGGCGCCGCUGCGACGACGACUACUACCAACGGCGACAAAAGCCUUGCGUUGCCAGACCGCCAAACAUGGCCAGGAUGGGUCGAGAUGGAGAGCGAGCCCGCAUUCUUCAGUGUGAUGUUACAAGAAAUGGGCGCUCGAGGCAUCAAGGUGCAGGAACUGUACGGCACAGAGCCCGAAGAUCUCAUCCCACUACCUCGACCAAUACACGCUUUGAUAUUCCUCUUUCGAUACAAGACGGAAGAUCGGGACGAAGUCGACACAACAAUCAACACUGACCACGUAUGGUUUGCCAACCAAAUACCCGACUUUGCUUGUGCCUCUGUUGCUCUGCUCAACAUCAUCAACAACAUACCCGGCCUCGACAUGGGCAAAGAACUCAACGACUUCAAGGACUUCACCGAGGAUAUGAACCCAAUGGCUCGUGGCGACGCCAUCGACAACUUCGAGUUUGUUCGGCGCAUACACAACUCAUUUGCACGAACGACAGACUUACUCCAGGCCGAUGUGCACACCAAAGGGAAGUUCGACAAGUACAAGAAGAGUGUCUCAGCUGCCAAAGCUCGUGAAGCGAAACGUGCGAGGCAAGCUGCUAAGCCACCAGCCAAGGCGAAGGCUGCGAAGGCUGCGAAGGCAGGAGCGACCGCAGUGCGAUCAUCUGGGAGAAGCAGAAAAGCGACGCCAGAUCUUUCGGAUGCUGAAUUAAGCACAACGACCUCUGACUGGCGAUCACGUCGCCAGACGAGGAGAUUGCCAGAAGACUCUGACGAUGAGUUCAGCCCAACCGCGAAGCGCAAAGGAAAAAACAAUCCAGUCAAGGACGAGGAUGAUGAGCUGGACACCAAUGGUGCUGAUGCUGCAGACGAGAAAGUCCAGCCUCGACGCUCCGGCCGUGCUCGAAGGCCACCCAAGGAAGCCGUCGCCGCCGCCAAAGCCGCCAGAGAAACAGACUACGAAGCUGAAGAAGGCUACCACUUCAUUGCCUACAUGCCCAUUGGCGACCACGUCUGGAAGCUCGACGGUCUAGAUGGCCAACCGCACGAUCUUGGCUCUUUCGGCCUCGGUGGCAACGGUGCUGAUGGAGGCUCGGGCGACUGGAUGCAUGUCGCCACCCCGGCUAUACAGCAACGCAUGAUGGAUUUCGCAGGCGAAAGUGUGGCCUUCAACUUGAUGGCAGUGGUGCGCGAUCCGGCUGUGAAGGAGCACCAAGAGCUCGUACAGAACGUCAAAGCUAUCCAAGCCUACGACAAGAAGCUCGACAAAGUAUCCGAAGGCUGGCGAGAGUUUGAAGGCGCAGAGACGAGGAAAGAUGUCGUGACAGGGAUAACACCAGAGUUCGGCAUCGCGCAGCUCGACAUCGAACAAGCGUCAUUACCACCGGAAGUCGAAGACAAUGUCACAGCACACGACCAUGUCACCGAUCUCAUCAAGCUGCGCGCGAAGGUCAUUGCACAGCAGACCUUCUUGCGUGCCAAUCUGCGCGAUGCUUCGUGGCAGUCUAAAGAUGAUCAGGACAAGGCACGGCAUCGGAGACAUGACUACAACAGCUUCGUGACUGGCUGGCUUGGUGCGCUCGCUGAGAAGGAAGUUCUGGCAGAUCUGCUGGAGUCGUGA
Fulvia fulva is the source of this 1647-nucleotide messenger RNA. Its product is annotated as Ubiquitin carboxyl-terminal hydrolase isozyme L5. Gene Ontology annotation, cellular component: cytoplasm. The coding region runs from base 1 to 1647 and encodes 548 amino acids. The transcript is spliced from 3 exons. Gene Ontology annotation, molecular function: cysteine-type deubiquitinase activity. Gene Ontology annotation, biological process: protein deubiquitination; ubiquitin-dependent protein catabolic process. Lineage: Eukaryota; Fungi; Ascomycota; Dothideomycetes; Mycosphaerellales; Mycosphaerellaceae. The record is from RefSeq and is a predicted model, not a curated record.